AUGGCGGCCACGAUUCACGAUAUGAUCCGCCUUAAAAGGACCAACAAGAACACCCUCGAAUCCCUAGCGUUGCCGGAACGUAUGGACAACAGAGCGAGAAUAGCCUUUGGAGGAUGCGCGCUCUCAAUGACCGUUUCUGCGGCCUUCCAGACGGUGGAGAGCCCAUUAAGAGGGCGCAUGGCUUUGUACUCCGUACUUGGUCAUUUCCUGGGACCGACGGUGAUAGAUCGAGCGGUGUUCCUAAGAGUCACUGCGCUCCGUGACACGAGAACAUUUGCGACAAGGCAGGUCAUCGCCUUCCAGAAACAGGACGACGGAAAGGAGCGAGCUUGUAUCUCGGCACAGCUAGACUUUAUAGUAUCGCCCACAGAUGACCCAAGUAUCCAUUCAUUCCUUCAAUACUCUGUCUCCCCGCCGCAAACAGUGAAUCCUGAGGCUCUACCAUCAUACAGCGAAGCACUACGAGAUCGUGUCAUAGACGGUGGUUUAGACCCUAAUGUGGAGAAAGCCUACACCACCAACUUCAGGCUAUUCGAAACUCUCUUCGAGUACAGAGUGCCCCGGGAUGCACCGCUCAGCGAAAAUGUAAUGGGCAUUGAUAAAACUCGCAAAACAAGCCAGGACCAUUUGCCUCUCACUUCAAAGCGGCAUCUCGACUACUUUCGUAUCAGACAAAACACUUCCUCCACAUUCUCUCCUCCAGACCCUGAUGCCCUUCCCAUCUCUUCAACAUGCUUGCAUUUUGCAGCCUUGGCUUUUGCAAUGGAUGGCGCGAUAGCUUUUAUCCCUCUCAGCCUCUCGCACAACUUCUUACCUGACGUAGCCGCCUGCUCCUCCCUCGACUUUGCUCUGCGUUUCCACACUGACGUCAUGGAUGCCGGGAAAUGGCAUCUCCGAGAAAUACGGACGGUAGUUGGGGACUAUGGAAGAACUUAUAAUGAGGCCAGACUCUGGAAUGAGGAAGGGAGAUUAGUGGCAACCAUGAAUCAGCAAGAUAUUCUGAGGCCGCACAGCGGUCCCGAUGAAAGGAGGAGAGGCGAGGCGAAAUUGUAG
This is a messenger RNA of Endocarpon pusillum Z07020, 1053 nucleotides long. RefSeq lists its product as uncharacterized. Gene Ontology annotation, cellular component: peroxisomal matrix. Gene Ontology annotation, molecular function: fatty acyl-CoA hydrolase activity. The coding region runs from base 1 to 1053 and encodes 350 amino acids. The transcript has a single exon. The record is from RefSeq and is a predicted model, not a curated record. Gene Ontology annotation, biological process: acyl-CoA metabolic process; fatty acid catabolic process. NCBI's taxonomy places the organism in Eukaryota, Fungi, Ascomycota, Eurotiomycetes, Verrucariales, Verrucariaceae.